GCUCGUGAUAUCGAGAUCAAUAAUUUGUGGAGUGUACAAAAAACAUUCGCAAAUGAGUAUGUAUCGUUUUAAGUGAAUAUUACAAAAUGUGAAUAUAAUAGUACAAACUCGGCAGCUUCGAAAAUUCGAACUUACUUUCUUGUAAACCAUCAUUCAUCGUCCACAAGUUGACGGAGGACACGAGUUUUUUUCAUAACAUUCAUGGCACGCAUUGUGUUGUACCCAAACCGGAACACAAAUAGGUAAAAAGUAUCGGCAAAUUGCGAGUAACUGUAUAAAUGUUUGAAGAGACGAAUGAUGGGCCCAGUGAGCUCACGCCCUUGAAGCAAAAGAAACGUACUCCACAAGGCCCAGAAUAUCAAAUUCAUUUCUCCGAUGCGGUUUCGUUUUACGGCAAAAGAAUUCAGGACUCUUCGUGCAACAACGGUACAACAGUCUUCGGAUCGGAGGUGAAUAGUGAACAUCUUAUAAUCAACAGAGCUACCGACAGUAAAAUGGAUGAUACAAAAAGGAUUCUUCUUAAAGUCGGAUUCGACUUUUUAAUCUUAUGCUGCGUCGGAUUUCCGAUUCUCAUAUUUUUCGUGGUUGGAGAUCCGUUCAAACGAGGAUUUUUCUGCGACGACGAAUCAUUAAUGCACCCAUUCCAUGAAUCAACCAUAACGAACUGGAUGCUUUACAUAAUCGGCAUUGCUCUUCCUAUCAUUGUGAUUGUUAUCACAGAAGUAAUUCGAUCUAAAAUGAAGCAUACACAAGUACAACCCUUAAAAGUUUUCAACGCCAACAUUCCUUUCUGGGUCGUGCAAGCCUAUAAAUCAAUAGGCAUGUUUGGAUUUGGGGCAGUCGUCAGUCAGCUACUCACUGACGUUGGCAAAUAUACAAUUGGACGUCUCAGACCACAUUUUUUUGAUGUUUGUCAUCCAAUGAUGCCGGACAAAUCUACUUGCCAUGAUUCGAUCAAUCAGGGACGAUAUAUAACCGACUUCGUAUGUACUAGUGAGAAAUCCUCCAAACGCAUGCUCAAAGAAAUGCGUUUGUCAUUUCCUAGUGGUCAUUCCAGUUUCUCGAUGUACACCCUAGUCUUUUGUGCUGCUCGUAUGAAUUGGCGCGGCUCAAAACUUUUGAAGCAUUUCUUUCAGUUUUUAUUGAUUCUACUUGCCUGGUACACCUGCCUCAGUCGUAUUUCAGAUUAUAAACAUCACUGGUCGGACGUUUUAGCAGGAGGUGUAUUAGGAGCAUCGGUUGCCGUUGUAGUGUCAAAUUUUUGUACUAAUUUAUUUACUGUGGAACGAAACCUCGGUUUAAUGACUCUUCCCCAAACCCGCUAUGAGCUUAGCACAAAUCAUACUGGAACGGGUAAUGGUAGCCAAUAAAUUAGUUACAUAAGGAUGAGUUGCAAGACGAACUCGCUAAGUAAUUUUUAAUGCUGAACGUAAAACAUCCCUGUAGAAAGGGCUUAGUUUUUAAUAUUUCAAAACUUUAGUAUUACAAAACUCGUACAUCAUGUUGCUAAUGUUGGCCCAUAUUAAAAUUUAUGGUGAAUAUUGAUUAUCAAUAUAUUAUUAGAAAACUAGUAAUUUAUUUUGAUUAUUGUAAAACUACUAUGUUGGCAUAUAUGCAGUCGUGUUUCGAAUAGCGAAAGUGGAAAAUGCUAGUAUUUUAAAACGUUAUAAAACAUAGAAAUUGUAAACAGUUUAUAACAAUUGUCAAAGAAAGAGUAAUUAAAAUCAUUUAAAUUCAAAUCUGAAAGUUACUUCUAACUGCCUGGCUACACGAUGCGCAAAUAAACGGUUUUGGCAUUUCAGAUAAAUGCCAAACUGUUUACGCCUCGGCCAAAACAUAUACGUUUUUACAGAAGCGCAAACAGCUUCGCAUUUAUCUGAAAUGUCCAAACGCCAGGCAGUAAUGGUUACAAAAUUACUGGUUAUAUAUUGAUUAUAAACAAGAGCUGUCAAAUACAUAAUCCGCAAAGAAUUGCAUAUAAUUCUGUUUUGAAUUACGUGCACAGUUACGUGCAAUUUCUUUUUUCAAACGCAUCACACCUUUUUUCAGGAAUGAGCCGAAGUGUAUUCAGUGUAAACAAAAUCGAAACCGUCUGUUUAAGCAUUGAGUGUUAACUGACAAACUAACUGACCAGAAAACCACAUGUGAAAUUUGCCAGGUAUAAAAGUAAGUCAUUUCUCCACAAAAUCAUGAUUGGUGUUGGAAAGUGGAUUCAUUUUGAGAAUCCUUAAAAGGAAAUCAUGGGUAAUUCCGGGGAAACCAUCAAACUCGACUGCAAAACCAGAUCCAUGAAUCCAGAUCGAAAAACGACUAGAUUGGGCCAGAAGAAAGGUGCAUAUUACUGCACCUUGCUGUGUUCGGCUUCGCAAACAAAAUUGGGUUCCAUGACAAUGCGCGGGACACCAAUCAAAACUUCUUCAAAAUACAAUGCUCUUGGCUUGGCUAUUAAAUGUUUUCGCAGUACUUUUUUAAUACUUCAAAAUGAAGAAACACCGAAAUACUUCAACAUGAAGAACUGCUACCGAAACUCAUCAUAUUUUAAUGGA
Anopheles bellator is the source of this 2546-nucleotide messenger RNA. Its product is annotated as putative phosphatidate phosphatase. Gene Ontology annotation, molecular function: phosphatidate phosphatase activity. The transcript has 7 exons. The record is from RefSeq and is a predicted model, not a curated record. The coding region runs from base 279 to 1370 and encodes 363 amino acids. Gene Ontology annotation, biological process: phospholipid metabolic process; signal transduction; phospholipid dephosphorylation. NCBI's taxonomy places the organism in Eukaryota, Metazoa, Arthropoda, Insecta, Diptera, Culicidae.